Messenger RNA from Colletotrichum lupini, 495 nucleotides. RefSeq lists its product as uncharacterized. The record is from RefSeq and is a predicted model, not a curated record. The coding region runs from base 1 to 495 and encodes 164 amino acids. The transcript has a single exon. NCBI's taxonomy places the organism in Eukaryota, Fungi, Ascomycota, Sordariomycetes, Glomerellales, Glomerellaceae.
AUGGCGAGGCGUCUUGUCCUACUUCGACCCAGCGACUCGGAAUCGAUGGGUAUGGGACCAGCGGAGCACAGAUCCAGGGACACGGAGCAAAUCGGCCUUUGGUGGAUCGGAUCCAAGCAAGGGUGUGGCAAUCAUCCUACUGGGCAUCCAUGUCGAAACAAUCGAAACGAGUGGUUGGUUUAUGUAAUUUAUGUGGCAGAGAGAUGGAGGGCAGGGCAGAUGUUUUUACCCGUCGUUGGGAACACCACCCCGCGUCGAAGCAUCCGGAGCGGUAAAAUGGCGACGGCCGGAACAGCAGAGAUCCAGUCCGCUUGGCCACUAGUAGUAGGCCUGCACAGAAGCGCACUUGACACGGCCGUUUCCGCCAGGGGAACACAAUUUCUGACCGCUACUCUGCCGAAACCCCGGGUUUGGGGACUCUCUCACAUCUCCAGAAUCAGUGCAACUGCUCCUGCUUCUUUGCGACUUUGCGACUUUGCGAUCACCCCUUCGUGA